AUGAGCGACCUUCAGUUCAUCAAUUAUGAAAACCCAGCAGAGGCGAAGAAGCGUUCGAAUAAACGUGCAGUCAAGUCACAAGCAGCACGACAUCACUGGGCUCGGGAUGUGGCGCUUCGUACAAACAGAUCGAAGCAGUUUCGGCGUACACAAAACUCCAAUCUGGUUGUACGUCAGGGAACGUAUACACAGGACGAGUCUGGGUACCAUCAUCAGACCGAACCCUACAGUACCCAUCCUAGCAUUUAUCAGACUGGUCCGACCGAGUCAGUUCCAGCAUUGCAAACGUUGCAAAACCCAAGUCACGAUACCAUAAGGGGUGACCAGGUACAACUCGUUGGCCUUCUUGGAGCCGGCCGUGUAGACCCAUUCCACACAUAUCCUGUUACGUGGCAGGAGUACUUUCCAGAGCUGGUCGACCACUAUAUCAUGAACAUAGCUGUCAGGGUUCCUACAGUUGACGGGCCUCGGGGCGAGGGUCAACUCCGUACUCGCUGGUUUCCGCUAGCGAUGACAGACCCAGCAACAUUUUCAGGUGUAUUGCUGCUGUCGGCAUCGCAUCUGCACUCGGUUCGGGUGAAGUGUUCGAUUCAAGAGAAACCAGAGGAUGCUAUCAGGUUACUCACGCUCAAGGAGCAGGCUAUCAGGGUCGUAAACGAGGCGCUCGGCGACCCAUUACGAUCCUGUAGCGAUGCGAUAAUCGGCGCGGUCGUGAAACUAUGCUGCUACGAGGCGAUAUACGACAACGUGGACGCUUACAUGAUACACAUGAAAGGACUUCAAAGCAUGGUGGCUGCUCGAGGGGGACUGUCCGAGCUCGGAGUCAAUGGAUUGUUGCGCCGUAUAUGCAUCUGGAUUGACUUGAAGUCUGCUGCCCUUAAUAGGACUCCUUUGUUCUUCGAGGACUCUAUCAUGAUAUCACAAGGGGGCGCGUCAACAACAGCAGAACAGAGACCCAGAAUCAUUGGAGAAUAA
Pseudovirgaria hyperparasitica is the source of this 975-nucleotide messenger RNA. RefSeq lists its product as uncharacterized. Lineage: Eukaryota; Fungi; Ascomycota; Dothideomycetes; Acrospermales; Acrospermaceae. The record is from RefSeq and is a predicted model, not a curated record. Bases 1 to 975 code for a protein of 324 amino acids. The transcript is spliced from 2 exons.